GGCGGCGGAGCGGGCGGCCGCGAGCGCCGCCGCCUCCUCCUCCAUGGCUGUUUACCCGGCUGCAUUGUGGGAGUUUGACCUCCGCCGCCGCCAACCGCCGCCUCAGCUUGCGCCGCCGCCGCCGCCGCGCACGCCAUGGGAGCCGUGACUGACGUUUGGAUCCAGAGUGUUUAGGAACACCAAGAAAAAGCCAGUGGUGUGUUUGUGUGCCUGCAGAAUUUCUUGCUAAACUGCCUGCAGAAAAGAAAUGCUGAUCCUUACUGUUAGAUCACAGAAUUGCUAUUUCUUGAAAGCAGACGAAGUCAUACGGAAGCGUCUCCUAAUUGAUGGAGAUGGCGCUGGAGAUGAUCGGAGAAUUAAUCUACUAGUGAAAAGUUUCAUUAAAUGGUGCAACUCUGGAUCCCAGGAAGAGGGAUACAGCCAGUACCAACGUAUGCUGAGCACACUGUCCCAAUGUGAAUUUUCAAUGGGCAAAACUUUGCUGGUGUAUGAUAUGAAUCUCAGAGAAAUGGAAAAUUAUGAAAAAAUUUACAAAGAAAUAGAAUGUAGCAUUGCUGGAGCACAUGAAAAAAUUGCUGAGUGCAAAAAGCAAAUUCUUCAAGCAAAACGAAUACGAAAAAAUCGCCAAGAAUAUGAUGCAUUGGCAAAAGUGAUCCAGCGUCAUCCAGACAGGCAUGAGACGUUAAAGGAACUAGAGGCUCUGGGAAAAGAAUUAGAGCAUCUUUCACAUAUUAAAGAAAGUGUUGAAGAUAAGCUAGAAUUGAGAAGGAAACAGUUUCAUGUUCUUCUUAGUACCAUCCAUGAACUUCAGCAAACACUGGAAAAUGAUGAAAAGCUCUCAGAGGUAGAAGAAGCUCAAGAAACAAGCAUGGAAACUGAUCCUAAACCAUAGACCAACUAAUCACUCACCAUUCCCAAGAAUAUUGAAGUAGCAACAUGAUCUUAGUGUGUUCAGAAUUUGUUGUUCUCUUGAGACAUUUAAAGUUUUGGCAGUGAACUACUUUGCUUUUAAAUUUUAAUGCACAGUUCAUUCAUAUUUCUUCACAUAAAGGGAGAUGACUUCGUUAUAUAUUUGUUUUUAUUGAAAUGCCUUUUUUGUACUUAAAAGAUAGGAAGCAACAUCCAAAAAUGUUUAAUGAAAUAUUUUCAAGCCAGAUAUGUUAGUGCUCAUUGGUAUUCUAGGUAGUUUUUAACUGGUAACAUUGAUUUGCUCACAAAAUAAGUGGAAGAUAGUGAGAAGGUGGCAUUUCUAGGAUGUACCUGAGAAAAUUAGUCAAUUUCUGGAAAUCGUUACCACUUUUGAAAAUGAAGCCCAUGAAUACGCUCUCAGGAGGGCUGUGAACUUAUGAAAUUAUGUACAAAAUGUUUGUGGUGUAUGCUUAUUGUGGGAGAGGUUCCAUGAUAUUAAGAAUCACUGAUAUCAGAGGUAAUUACAAGAUGCAAAGUAAAUCAAUAUGCAUUACUUUCUAGAUCUCUGUCCUUAAUACUUCAGCAAUGUGGCUGUUAAAUGUUUUGUUGAAAUGUUUUCUCUCUAUCGUUUUGUUCUGUAGGAGUCAUUUUCAAGAGUCUUGCAAAAAGGAUUUCAUGAUCUUUUUAAAAAAUUAAGCCAGGUCUGAAUCACUUAUAAUUGUCUUACGCAUUGAAUUACAUGUCUAAUACUUACUAGGGUCUAUCCUUAUCCAUUUAUUUUAAUUCAGAAACAUAGCAUUUUGCAUGAAUCAUACCUUAAUAAUGCUACAUUUUUGUAAUUUUGAUACAAACUCGUAUCUUUAAAAACGAAAGUUUAAAGUUAGCUCAAUAGUAGUCACAGUGAAAGUGUCAAAAUACUUUUAAGUGCUUCCUCUAAUUUCAUCUGGCAAAUUUCAUGGGAGAAAUUUCUUUGCAGAAUUGCUAUACCCUGAUAAAUAUUUCUAUUUUCCAUUAUUAGUAAGAAUUAUGAAGCAAAAAUUUGCUUAUAUUGACUCAGAAUUAAAAAUCAAUUUUUCCAAAAG
Balaenoptera acutorostrata (minke whale) is the source of this 1991-nucleotide messenger RNA. It is a transcript of the gene THOC7, whose product is annotated as THO complex subunit 7. Gene Ontology annotation, cellular component: THO complex part of transcription export complex. The record is from RefSeq and is a predicted model, not a curated record. The transcript is spliced from 9 exons. Bases 248 to 892 code for a protein of 214 amino acids. NCBI's taxonomy places the organism in Eukaryota, Metazoa, Chordata, Mammalia, Artiodactyla, Balaenopteridae. Gene Ontology annotation, biological process: mRNA export from nucleus; mRNA processing.